GAUUUUAUAACUAAAUACGAAAUUAGGCAGCUAUGAGCGUCCGCGAGAAGCUCUCCAUCUUUGAGAAUCUUCAAUCUCCAAUUCUCCUUUCUUCGUCCCAAGAAUCAGAUCUACGUGAUCAAAGUACUACAAAAAUUCCAAACUCAGAUCCUGUUACUGAUACCAGUAUGGUAUAUUCUCCUUCUCCUCCCACCAUGCAAGGGGAUAUAUCCAUGUCUGAGGCUACCCAACCUGGUAAUUUGGCAGCGUUAUCUUACAAAGAUAAACUCUUAUUUGAUGAGAAUCCUACAAUUGUAUCCUUUGCCACCACUCCAGGAUACAUGGAUGAGGACUCGGAUGUCGAUGACGAUCCGAAUGACCCAACUCCCAUCAUCUUGCUUUCCAAAGCUGAAAAGAGACGCAUAAGAGAGCCAUGGAUGAAUGCCCUCAUCAUCAAAGCCUUUCACUCCAAACCUCUUGGUUACAAUUAUGUUUUUCCAAGGGUGAAGGCUCAAUGGAAGCCAACAUUUAAUUCAACUACUACCACUGCUCUGUGGGCAAGGUUUCCAAACUUAUCGGCUGAUCAUUACGAUCCCACCACUCUUCAAAAAAUAGGAAAUGAGGUUGGGACACUUUUGCGCGUAGAUGCUCAUACCGCUCACCACACUCGAGGCCAAUAUGCACGGGUUUGUGUCCAAAUUGAUCUAUCUCGCCCAGUUGUGAAGGCUGUCAGAAUUGGACUCAAGGACAAAAUCCCCCCCACAAUCAAUGCUAUCUCGAACGCCCCUGCAGUGAGUUCUGAUCCCAAACUAGUUGAUGCAUCCAAUGCCCAAGAACCUGAGACUAUAAUUGAGGAUACAAACACAAAAAAUCUGGUUGCUCAGGGGGAUACUCAACAGGAUUGCACUGAUUUUGGCCCUUGGCUUCUUGUGGAACGUCGGAAGCCUAGAAAAAAAACCCCAGUUGUUGGGAACUCAUCGGAGAAGACAAUGGCUACUACAGUGCCUAGCUCAUCUCGUGGGUCUGGAGCCCCGAUCCGCAAACUGGGUCCGAAAUCUCAAUCUGGAUCUACAACCAAUCGUACUCUUCUUCUCAACCCAUUACAUCUUGUGCCCCACCUUCAUCCUCCCUCACUCAAUCCUCUCACUGCUCAUCGAUAUUUUCUUCUCUCUGUUCUCCCUCAACCCAUGGAACCCCUCAACUUCUUGUCCCUUCACCCAAACCUCCAGAUCUGCUUAGUAAGGGGCAACACCAAGAUUCGUCUGGACUAUGCGUUGGAACGGAUGCUAGCCGGUGUUUCUCCAAGGAGUGAGAAUUGGACAAUGCCACAGAUUUUGGAGGCAUGGCUCGCUCCAAUAAUCACCUGCAAUCAUAUGGAUCUACAGGGGAUUCUACAUCUUAUCCCAGCUCCAUCAACCGACCUAGCCUCAAGAGAACAGUUUCAGAUCAUGAAUCUAGAGUCGUCAGAAGGAGCCAAUAUCGAAGAGGACUUGGGCCUUAUCAUUCCGCAUCAAAUUUCCAGCUCAGCUUACAUGCCUCAUCUGAAGAUAAUCAACAUGAAGGGCAAGAUGGAACAUCUUCAGUUAGUGUCCAAAAUGCUCCCCUCGUUAUUUACGAAGACAGAAAUGGAUUACGAGACUCUCUUAAUCCCCUUCCACUUCUCCCAAGCGAGGUUCCUGUUCAAGGACCAGAGGCUUCCAGUGCCAAUCUUGGACUCGACACUAGCCCAGAUCCUACUAGGAAUCUCAAAUCAAAGUGAUUGGAUGGUGAAGAUCAUUUCAUGGAACUACCGUGGGGCAGCAAAACAUAAUUGUCAUAGCAGUGCCAUGGAUUUGAAACGCACUCAUAAUCCUGCUAUUAUGCUGGUUGUUGAAACUAAAUUAUCUGGAGAGGAUGCUCGAAGCCAAGUAGCUUCUCUUGGAUUUGCUAAAUCCUUUGUGGUGAACUCUAAUGGGCUUGCUGGAGGGCUAUGGCUUUUAUGGGAUGAUGCUGCGGUUGUGGUGGACAUUGUCUCCUAUAGUGAUCAAGCCAUUCAUGCAAUUAUUAAGGUAUGUAAUAACCCUUCUUUUCCUAUUGAUUGGUUUCUUUCUGGUAUUUAUGGUAGGCCCCAAAUAGCUACUAGAGCUCUUUUAUGGAAUGAACUAUCUACUAUUGCUGAAAACAUAUCUAUGCCUUGGAUGAUGAUUGGGGAUUUCAAUGACGUUUUAGACCAAAGUGAGAAAUUUGGUGGUAAUAGAAUAUGUCAAGCCCGUUUCCGGGCUUACUUGGAGUGCAUGAACAAUUGCAACAUGAUUGAUCUGGGGUUUGUGGGUAAUAGAUUUACUUGGAUUAACAUGAGAUUUUCGCACCAACUUAUUCGAGAAAGGCUUGAUCGGGCUUGGGAAAAUCCUGAGUGGAAAUUGUUAUUUCCUGAAGCAACUCUCUUUCAUCUUCCACGGACUAGUUCUGAUCAUUGUCCAAUCUUGCUUGAUCUUAAGCCCUUUACUCCUCGCACAGGUUCUAGACCUUUUCGUAUGGAAAAAUUCUGGCUUGAUCAUCCUGAAUUUCAAGCUCUUAUUCAACAAAUUUGUAGAUCUGGCCAGCGGGUGAAUCCUGCUAAAUCGAAGAUUUUCUUCUCCAAAAAUGUGUCUAUUAACAAUAGGGAGUCCCUUUCUACUAUCUUGGGCUUUCCUUGCACGGAGGACCUUGGUACUUAUCUAGGUCGUGUCACCCUCACUUCUUCGGUCUUAGCGGCUAUCCCUAAUUAUUAUAUGCAAACCAUGCUUUUACCUGCUUCAGUUCAUACUGAGUUAGACCAAAUAUCUCGAAAUUUCAUUUGGGGAUUAGAAGAUAACCAAAAGAAGAUUCAUCUAGUUGGGUGGCAGACUGUCACCCAACCUAAGGAUCUUGGAGGGCUGGGACUCAAAAGUUCCAAGGAAGCUAACGUAGCAGCAAUGAGUAAACUCAACUGGAGAUUGUACAUGGAGAAGGAUAAACUUUGGUGUAAUAUUUUUCGCAGCAAGUAUAAUCUCUCUGAUUGUCAUUCCCCCCUCCCUGCAUCUGGCUCUCCCAUUUGGAAAGCCAUUAUUAAGGGAUAUGAUAUUUUUAAGGCUGGUAUUAAGUGGAUUCCACGAUCUGGUGGGAAUGUGAGAUUCUGGACUGAUUGUUGGUGUUGUGAUAUCCCACUUAUUUCUUGGAUAUAUGGUCCUCAUACUCCUGGCUUCGAGCUCAUCACUGUUGCUGAAUUUUUCAAUGUUGGUGCAUCCGCUGCUGAUCUUAUUGCUUAUCCCAUUCCUAUCGACAUUGAACCCCUUAUCCAUGCUGUUCCUAUAUCUCUUUUUGCUUUAAGAGAAGACACUUUUGCUUGGGUUGGUAGCUCUAAUGGGUCUUUCUCAUCUGCCUCUGCUUAUUGUAUUACAAAGCAUCUCCCUCUUAAACCUUUGGAGGAUUGGAGAUGGGUGUGGAAAUCUUAUACUUACCCAAAAAUUCAAUACUUCCUUUGGUUGCUUGCCCAUGAUCGUCUAAAAUGCUUUUCCUAUUUACAUAGACUUGGUAUUAUCUCCUCUCCUCUAUGCCCGUUAUGUCAUUUGGAAGAUGAAACAGUUGAGCAUCUCAUUCGCUCUUGCCCUAUUUCUGUUGUUAUUCUUUCUGAUGUUCUCCCUGGGCAGUCCCUACCAACCCCUCCUUCUCGUGGAUCCUCUUUCUUUAAAUGGUCCAAACCCCUCUCUCCCUUUAUUAAACUUAACACAGAUGGCUCUGUCCUUGGGAACCCAGGUGGAGCCGCUUCGGGAGGUUUGUUUCGAGAUCAUAAUGGUAGUUGGAUUCUUGGAUUUGCCAGAAAAAUUGGAAUCACUAGCAGCCUUGCUGCUGAGCUUUGGGCUUUGAGAGAUGGCCUUGCCCUUGCUGUUACUCAUUCCUAUUCUCACCUAAUUGUUGAAACGGAUUCCAGUACUGCUUUUAAUUUCAUGAUGAAUACUGCUUGUGUUUCUCAUCCCCUCAGUUCUCUGAUCUUGGAUUGUAGGGAUCUCCUCAGACUUAUCUCCUAUGUUCAGAUAUUUCAUAUCAAGCGUCAAUCGAAUAUGGCUGCUGAUCAAAUUGCUAGAAUGGGACAUUCACUGCAGCAGGAUUUUGUUGUUCUUCCUCACUGUCCCGUUAAUGUCAAACUUUUAUGUAUUUUGGACAUUAUGGGAUAUGAAUUUCCCAGGAACAACUAGUGUAUUUUGUUUUGUGGUGGUUUAAUGAUAUCAUCCCCAUUUACCAAAAAAAUAAUAAUAAUAAUAAUAAUAAUAAAUGACAAUAAUCUGCUGGUACUCUGCUGUGCAUGCAGGAGAAUGCAGGUCAUCAAUCAAAGACUAUUUUAUUU
This is a messenger RNA of Rubroshorea leprosula, 4321 nucleotides long. The record is from the annotation of a GenBank genome assembly. Lineage: Eukaryota; Viridiplantae; Streptophyta; Magnoliopsida; Malvales; Dipterocarpaceae.